AUGAGAUCAUCGUCGGUACUUUUCGUCUUUGCCAUGGCUCUGACCGGCCAGGCAUGUGACACUUACAAGUACUGUCACUGCACCAACGCUGACGGAAGCGCAAAUGACGGCGCGACUACGUCCGCGUGCGCUGCCGGCGAUCCUAUCAUAUAUGAUCGUGGCUAUGCCGAGUGCAAACACUACGAUAACUAUGUUUACGUAGUCAAAGCCAUCAACAAUUGUGAUUUCAGGAAGGCUUGCAACGCGAAAGGCGCAGCUGGGGAUUCGAGCUGUAGAGCCAAGGUUGGCAUUGGCAAAUAA
Molecule: messenger RNA, 300 nt
Organism: Colletotrichum tamarilloi
Lineage: Eukaryota; Fungi; Ascomycota; Sordariomycetes; Glomerellales; Glomerellaceae
Exons: 1
Coding region: 1-300 (99 amino acids)
Source: RefSeq, a predicted model, not a curated record